Molecule: messenger RNA, 5145 nt
Organism: Periophthalmus magnuspinnatus
Lineage: Eukaryota; Metazoa; Chordata; Actinopteri; Gobiiformes; Gobiidae
Gene: ripk1l
Product: receptor (TNFRSF)-interacting serine-threonine kinase 1, like
Exons: 11
Coding region: 155-2155 (666 amino acids)
Biological process (GO): signal transduction; protein phosphorylation
Molecular function (GO): JUN kinase kinase kinase activity; protein binding; ATP binding
Source: RefSeq, a predicted model, not a curated record
CAGGACGUCGAGGAAAUCCCGGAACUACAAAGCUCAGAGUUUGGACAUGUAGCGCAGAGGACCCAGCUCCCCGUGCCAAGCGUUUAUUACCCACUUAUUACCAGCACUGUGCCACUUUUUACAGCUCGUUGUGGAUAAAAAGACUUGGCUGGGGAUGGCCGCUACGCCUCCGCCCCAGUCCUCGUUCCAUAUGCGCUCCACAGACCUCAUUGCCCGGGAACCUCUGGACUACGGGGGCUUCGGGGAGGUUUACCUGUGUUAUCACGUGACUCUGGGGCAGGUGGUGCUGAAGACCAUGUACACUGGACCUCUGCGCAACGAAGACAGGAAGCGCUCUCUUCUGGAGGAGGGCAUCAUCAUGGCCAGUCUGGACCACGAGCGCGUCGUCAAACUGCUCGGCGUCAUCAUGGAGGACAGAGACUGCUCUUUGGUCAUGGAACUUCUGCCCCGAGGAAACCUGCUGGUCAUGUUAGAGGAGGUUUCUGUCCCGAUGUCGUUAAAGGCCAGAAUCAUCUUGGAAAUCCUGGAGGGAAUGGUGUAUCUGACCGAGAGGAACAUCCUGCAUAAAGACAUCAAACCAGAGAAUAUUUUAGUGGACAAAGACUUUCACAUCAAGAUUGCAGAUUUGGGGCUGGCCACGUGUCAAACCUGGUCCAGACUGACUAAAGAGGAGUCUCGCAGGAGGAGUCAGAUGGGACGGUCACGUGGGGCUCGGGGGGCUGGGACCCUCAGCUACAUGGCCCCAGAGCACCUGGAGAGUAUCCACACGGUGUCCACAGAGAAGUCUGACGUGUACAGCUUCGCCAUCGUCCUCUGGGUCGUCCUCACAGGAGAAGAGCCGUACGCAAACGCCAGAAGUGAAGACCACAUCAGUCAGUGUGUGCGAAACGGGAACCGCCCCGACGAGGACCUGAUCCCACACGACACGCCUCUGGAGAUCAUAGACCUGAUGAAGAGGUGCUGGGAUCCAGACCCGCACCAGCGACCCACGUUCAGAGAGGCCUAUCACAUCUUCCAGCCUCUGUACGAAGAACACUUUGAACGACACGUGGAGAACGAUGUAACUGAAGUCCAAAAAAAGUACGAGGGUCCAGAGGAGCUCGUGGAAAAGAUGAGAAGUCUCUCCAUUUCUCACGGAUGCUCUUUAACAGAUUCUCCAGCUCCGCUACUGAGCUCAGACAGCAGCGUGUCCGGCCCGGUUGAAGCCAGCAUCGAAGACCUCCACCACAUCCAAAACGACUCCACGGAAGACCAAAUCGAAACCGACGCCCGAGCCCCCGACGGCCCCUCGCAUUUAGAAGAGAAGUUAGACCGAGAACUUCAGUACCACAAACACGGGAGCUACAACUGCCACUCGGAAGUCCCCAACGGAUACCAACCCAGUGCCGCCACGCCUCACGUACAACCAUCCCCCUUCAGUAUAAGACAACCGGAGCAGGACAAACCGCUCACAGGGUCUUCCGUUCAGUCUUGGACCAAAGAUUCAACCAGUCAAGAGGAGACGCGCUAUUGGCCCUCUGCUGGUUAUGACUCAAUGACUACCCCCAGCCUCCACCCGUCUCACCUGUCCUCCAGCUCGCCGUCCCUCUCCGCGCUUAACCCACAGCACGCCCACAUCGACCGGCAGCAGUCCUGGCCGCUCUUCCCGGUGUCGGACAGCGCCGCUCCGGACCUGACCUCCGGGAGACUGUUGUCUUCUAAGGGCAGCUCCAUCCAGGAUCAAGGUUCUCUGUUCAUCCAAAAUGCAAGCGGGAUCCAAAUCGGCAACAACAACACGCUAAGUAUCCGCGGUUACGACUCUAGUUUAUCGACUCUGUGUAACGGCGGCGCGUGCACAUCCAUCAGAGACGUCAUUCAGAAAUAUGAGGACUGUCCCGUGAUGGAGGAGCAUUUGGAGGUGCUCAGAGACAACAUCGGGGCCAAUUGGAAGCGUUGUGCUCGGAGGUUGUGUCUGAACGAAGUGGAGAUCGAAACCAUCGAGCUGGACAACAAUCGAUACGGCGUUCCCGAGAUGGUGCACCAGAUGCUGGAGAAGUGGAAGAUGAAGGAAGGCCGGCUCGGGUGUACCAUCGGGAAGCUUUGCCGAGCCUUGGAAGGGAAAGUAAACAUAGAUGUGAUCCAGAGAAUUCUAGAGCUUUGUGAAGCGUCCUCGUGAACUUUUUCGAUGGAUGUGCGGAGAAAACGGGAAAACGAAACACAGCGUCUUUCCAAAAUCAGUGUCGUUAUGAUAUUGUUGCCAGAUUUGUCCAUUUUCCUCUGUUCCGAGUACAGGUGUCUUCGUCUUAUACAUGUUCUGGUGUCAGGGUUGAUUUAACGAAUGCUACGUGUCAUAAAUGAAAUGAAUUUUAUGAAUCUUUACAGUGUCACUUCUUUAUUUUAGUUUCUUUACAUCACACGUUGGAUUAUACCAGAGGUGUUCAUUACGUCGAGGCAUUUUGAGUAGAUCACGUCCCGUCAUCCAUCCAGUCACAUGACUAAUAUACAGGACAGUCAGGUCACACCUGACCCCAGGUCACAUCAUGGACACUGCAUAAACAAGCGCGAGUUUAACCCUAUAGCGUCGGGUCCUCUCGUCGCAGAUGGAGCAGGUUGCGGACUUUCCAGCAGCGUAACUCCGCCCAGUCGUGCUUCAUGUAAAUUCAAACGGCGUCUCAAAGUGGAGACAUGGGGCUGUCUCAAUAUUUUACCGUCAUUACGGUAAAUGAGAGCGCGGGGCUGCGGGGAUUUUCACUCAUUUAUUCGAUGCGUAAAAGAAAAAAUACGGAUGGAUGUGUAAAAUAGAAGUAGUUGUGUGAAAAAAUGCAGUAAAUUCUGAUACUUCGUUUAACAUGAUUUUUAUGGCUAUAAAAAAAAGACAAAACCGUAAUCAACAUGAUUAUCUCUGUUAUCACUUUCAAACGAAAAAUGCAAUUUUACUCGUGUCUGUCAGAAGCUUCUGCCCGAACUCUGCAUCACUGAUUCUGUUCAGAGUCAGAGCAGAAAUCAUCAUCCAAGUCAUUAUGAACAUGUGAGAAGUUCAGUUGUUGUGCAGUAUUAAAGGUACAUGAAAAUACACUGUACAUGUGAGAAUUCAUAAUACAUUUACAAAUAAAUAUGUGUUUAACAUGUUUGUAUUAGGUGGUAGAUCUUUCAGACUCGAUCAUUUUAAAAGUAUCUCACAUACUGAGAAAGUCUGAGCACCUCUGGAUUAUACGCUCAUUUCCAAACAGUUGUGGAAGAAUUACUCCAUUUUUGAACUUCAGUAAAAGUACAGAUACUGGAGCAAAAAAAUCACGUGAGAAUAUCUACUCGUGCUGGUUUAAAAAUGUACUUUAAGAGUAAAAAGUAAACACACAUGCAGAUUAUGACCGGAUCAAUGUUUUUUUAGUUUUAAUUUGUGGUUUUGUUUUUUUUUGCUCAAACUACAAAUAUGUUAAAAAUAAACUCUCGGUGUUUUCAGCGGGUUUCAAACAGUAAAAAUAUAAAUACUUUUGUUUUUCAGUCCUGUUUGAAGUACAGAUACUGCUAUCAAAUGUACUGCAGUAAAAGUAAAACGUAUCCACUUUAAAAUGUACUAAAGUGAAGUACAGAUACCUAUAGUUUGUACUUGUACUUCAUUACCUUCCACCACUGUGUCCAAGUAAAUUUGGUAUCAGGACGCAGAAUAAAGUGUAAAUAUGUGAUGUUUAAAAUGAUUUAUUCUGUAACUUUGACACAAACUACAACAAGUUAAAACAUAUUUUUUUUCAGCUCUUUGUUCACUCGAGUCACUUGUUAAGCCGCACAUCGUCGUAUGGACUCAAGUUUAGUUUAGGACGCUCUAAAGACAAACUGCGACGUUAUGUAAACACUAUUUUAAUCAGAAUAAUGUGAGAUGACAAACUGCAGACCAGACGUGGGUCGAGUAUCCAAAAAUAUGACUCAAGUGUAACGUGACUGUAAAAUAGUAAAAGCAGAAGUUAAAUCUGUCGAGUGGACAAAACGUGGAAGGAGUGAAACGUUUUGUCCAGUUCACAGAUUUAACUUCAGCUUUGACAGGAUCAGACCUGGACGACUGAAAGACACAGACAAUAAUUUAAAAUAAUGUUAUUCAAGCAAAAGUACAAAGUAGUAGUUAAAAAAUGACAAUUGAGGGAAACUACUCAAGUAAGAGCAGAGUCAGGACAUCGGUUUUAUAAUCUGAACCUUAUUUAAUUGUAAAGAUAUAAACUUAUAAAAGCACAAACGACAAAUGAGAAAAACUUACUGUAUUUUCUGGAGUAUAAGUCGCACCAGCCAAGAAAUGCAUAAUAAUGAAGAAACAAACAUAUAUUUCACAUAUAAGUCGCCCCGACGGCCAAACUAUGAAAAAAAGUGUGACUUAUAGUCCGGAAAAUACAGUAAAUAUAUCAGCUUUACUCAAGUAAGAGUACUUUUACUUCAAACUAAAUAUUACUCCAGCAGAAGUAAAAGUACACAGUCCAAGAACAUUACACAUUUUUAGAGUGAAGAUGUUUCUCUGCUCGUCCAAGUCUCUUCUUCUUCAGUUGUGGUCAGAUUCCUGCUGGACACUGCCUUAUAUCUGUCUGAAGGAGGCGCUAACGACACUGAAGCUAAAAACACCUGUUUGUUUACAGUUUGUGUUUGUUGCUCGGUCUGUUGAUCUGUGCUAAGUGUGAACUGUGCCUCAGUCAUAGAUUGUAUAAACGUUCAGGCCCAUAAUGACUGUCCUCACACCUAUUAGCAUACUGGCUAUUAGCAUACUGGCUAUUAGCGCACUGGCUGUUAGCGCACUGGCUAUUAGCACACUGGCUGUUAGCGCACUGGCUGUUAGCGCACUGGCUGUUAGCACACUGGUUAGCACUAUUGUUUUCCUGGUUUUGAUUGAGGUGAAGUUGAUCAUAAACAGGAGAGAAAUAAAGUCUAAGAUCCACUCAUGUUCAGAGAUGGACUGUGUCUUUCUUAACAAAAAUUGCCUCUUUAACUCCUCAAACCAUUUCUUCAAAGAAAGACAAUGUCCAGCAGCAGUAAUCUGACCAGAACUGAAGAAGCCAAACAUUUUCACUUUUUAUCCAGUUUACUCUGGAUCACACAGACGCCACAAGAACUUGAGUUUGUGAGCAGCACCACCUCUGAGGCUGGUGUUUGGAACGAGCCUGUGACUGUUUGUUUUAUAUGUCCCUUUUC